AUUUCUUCCUCUCCCGCGACCAUGGACCCUCACGAUUUGGAGAAUCUAAAUACCACGCUGGACCAUGAAGCCCAACUUCGAGAGAAAAUCAAGGAACAAGUUGUAGAACUUGACAAGAAAACGCGUACGAUGGUCGGGAUGCUCAACAAGAUCCAUUCGAUUCCGUAUUCCCAAGUUCCUGGUACCCAUGUCCCCCAUACUGCGCUUGCAGAUCUUACACUGUGGACGAAUUCACUUCGAAAUAGCGUUUUCGUGGCGGCUUUCUUGGAAUAUCUGUCAAAGGGGACCCUGAUCUCACUGGCAUCCACAUCUGAAGCCCUUGGUAUUCAGGAUGAAUGGAAAGAUCGCUUUACGUUGUCUAUUGAAGACUAUUUACACGGGCUUAUCACGCUCGUGAACGAAUUGUCGCGAUUGGCUGUCAACGCUGUCACCCUAGGUAAUUUCCAGGAGCCGGUCAAAAUAUCUAUCUUCGUGAAAGAUCUAUUCGCCGGGUUUACGAUGUUAAACCUGAAAAACGACCAGCUGCGUCGGAGAUUCGACAGUCUAAAGUAUGAUAUGAAGAAGGUUGAAGAAGUCGUUUACGACGUUUCGCUGCGGAAGCUAGCGCAACCUCCGGAUCUGGCGCCUGGCUGAGUUUUGAUGUCUUGCCUCACCCUGUAUUUUGUACGUAAUACCGUCCAAGUCUCCGUUUUUGUUCUCUUGCUGUUUGUAGAAAGUCAUAACCUAACAUUUAUAUGUUGCUCCAUGGUCCAAGCAUCUCAAGCCUCCUAGUUUCCGCUAUUGCCUUGUAAUCAGGGCUUCUGAGCUCCAAAGAUAUGUAUUCUAGUAAGGUAUACGAUCAUACCCAUACUGGUCCUGACC
This is a messenger RNA of Desarmillaria tabescens, 861 nucleotides long. RefSeq names its product translin. Gene Ontology annotation, cellular component: cytoplasm; nucleus. Gene Ontology annotation, biological process: RNA metabolic process. The record is from RefSeq and is a predicted model, not a curated record. The coding region runs from base 22 to 633 and encodes 203 amino acids. Lineage: Eukaryota; Fungi; Basidiomycota; Agaricomycetes; Agaricales; Physalacriaceae. The transcript has 9 exons. Gene Ontology annotation, molecular function: RNA binding; sequence-specific DNA binding; single-stranded DNA binding.